Molecule: messenger RNA, 1300 nt
Organism: Topomyia yanbarensis
Lineage: Eukaryota; Metazoa; Arthropoda; Insecta; Diptera; Culicidae
Exons: 8
Coding region: 587-1279 (230 amino acids)
Source: RefSeq, a predicted model, not a curated record
GUAGAAUUAUAGCGAGCAAGCUUUUUCAUUCUGUUAACAGUGAGUCGCAUAAAUAUUGUUACACAUGAUUGGAAGAAGGAAUCGAUGAUAUGCAAACGUUCGUUGAAUUGGACAAUUAUUGGCUAAAACUUCGAACCAAAGUGAUUAAAUUAAUCCAACGCAUGCAGAAGGAAAUAUUGGACGAUACAGUUAUUGAAGAAACAUUGGAAAAUGAAAGCGACGAACCGAACAAUAACGGUAAUCAACAUAAAUGUAAUUUUUCAGCGCACUCCAAACGGCAAAGCGAUUAUGGAAAUUUUAAAAAAGGGGCAAAAACCAAAUGACAUAUGUCUAACUGCCAUUAAGCGCAUCCUCUGCGAAUAUCUCAAAUCUAUGUAUGGAUUGCGCCCUUCCGCUUUUCACAAAAAUCUCCUGGCACAAAGUCUUGUGAACACGUACCCUCAACUGGCAUCAUCAACUCCAGACGUUCCACAGGCACUCUGGUUUCAUCCCAACGGACGGGGACAACAUCGUCACAGCGGACGUCUUCACUACCACAUGGAGUAUUUAGCACGGGUAUCAGGAGUCAGAGUCGUCAAUCGUUGAUAUGAAUGCAGUGAUUAAAGAAUUGAAGUUCCUGUGUCCUGGACCGAACACGAAACUUCGGGCAGAAGAGCUCUGGUCUAUGACAAUCGAUGAACGCAACGAAAUGCGUCGAAAGGGUUCAUUCGAUUGUUACCAGCUAGAUUACCCCGUAUCAACCGCGUUCAAUGGGUCUAUGAUUUCAAUGGAGUUUCGAGCGAUGUAUCCUAAUGCACAGGAUUUCGAUGAGCGGCUUUCAAGUCUUCAAUCGAAAGUUUUGACACGGUAUUAUGAUCUACUUGGGCAUAUAAAGAAUGAUUUUAUGCGAACACUUUGUAUUAUACGUCAGAAAAGUCCAAGUCGAGGUGCUAAGCGGGCUCGUGAUGCUGAUCCAACGAAGGAAAACGCUUUAAAAGGAAUAAUAGAAUGGAUAAAACCGGAGGUCCCAUUCCCAUCUAAACAUGAUUCUCCUAUACUGUACAUUAAAGGAAACCUUUUUGAAGUUGGUUCAAGUGCUGCAAUCAUAUGGAAACAAAGUACCAUUAUGCUGAAUCCGGAAAUGGAACACUGUUUUCGUAUUUUAUGUGAAUCGUUUGUGGUCUUCAACGCUGUUUGUCAGCCGACUGAUAAGCAGUUUUACACGUUUGUAUCGUACGUUUUACUUGGUAUUGGCCACCUAACUACAACUGGCGAGCGAUUGAUGCAGAGCAUUGAAUAACUCAUUUCGUCCUCAUCCAUU